AUGGCACCCCACACUCGCAACCAAGGAAAUCUCCCUGAGAAUGAGAAUAACGGAAAUGUGGGAAACCAGGCACCGAACGGAAACCCCAAGACUUUGACCGCAUUGGCUGCUCAACUGGUGGACCUACUGAAGAUGGGUGCAAAUGCUAACCGAGAGGUGAGACAGAAUGAAGAAGAACAACGGGGUUGUACUUUCGAACAAUUCAAUAAGCAACACCCCCCUAGUUUUGAAGGACUUCCGGAUGCGGUGGCUGCAGAGAACUGGGUAUUGCAGAUGGAGAAGCUAAUGGAGGUUAUGUGUUGUACGGAUGAACAGAUGGUCAACUAUGCUACUUUCAAAUUAACAGCUGAAGCAGAACGUUGGUGGACAUCAAAGAAGGACCACCUGCAACAACAGGUAGGCGUAGGCGUACCAAUCACCUGGAAGAACUUCAAAGAUGCAUUCCUGGAACGCUUCUUUCCUCAGUCAGUUCGACUGGCUAAGGCACAAGAAUUUACAGACCUGGUGCAAGGGUCGUCGACAGUGGAGCAAUAUGCAGCAAGGUUCAUAGAACUAUCACGGUUCGCGCCGUACUUAGUACCCACGGAAGACCUAAAGGCAAGAAAGUUCGAAAGGGGCUUACAGCCAAGGAUCAUGAACCAGGUGGUUGCAUUCGAAAUUGGAAAUCUAACGGAACUUGUCAACAAAGCGUCGGUGGUGGAGCGGACACUGAAUAUCAAUGCAGAGCACUUCAACCAUAGAAAGAGGAGUGCUCCACAAGGGAGUCGUUAUGGUGGAAAUUCCCAUGAUCACAACAAAAGAAGAUUCAACCCAACGGGUGGAGGAAACACGGCCCAUCAGCAGCCCCAUCAUUAG
Messenger RNA from Alnus glutinosa, 855 nucleotides. RefSeq lists its product as uncharacterized. The transcript has a single exon. Bases 1 to 855 code for a protein of 284 amino acids. Lineage: Eukaryota; Viridiplantae; Streptophyta; Magnoliopsida; Fagales; Betulaceae. The record is from RefSeq and is a predicted model, not a curated record.